AUGGCCUUACAUAGAAGGGUUUGGCUCCUGUGUUUAGUCGAGCUGUCUCUUCUAGUCGGCAGUAGCCUGGGAGGGUGUCAUGACUUUGGGUUGUGUUGUAGCGGCCGGGACCCCACUUGCGUGAGUAAGGGAUGGAGAGCCGACCGCUCGUACGGGACCUGCUAUUGCGACCAAGCCUGCUCAUCUACGCUUGACUGCUGUCACGACUACCAGCAAGCGUGCCCAGGUAUAGCCUGCGAGGUGAGCGAGUGGAGCCCGUGGUCAGGCUGCGCGGAGCCGUGCCGGGCAGCCGUGCGCAUGCGGAGGCGGGAGGUGCUGCGGGAGCCGCGGAAUGGCGGGGAGCCGUGUCCACGGACUGAGGAGUUCGCUGGCUGCGCUGAGUACUGGGGCCAAGACAAACAGUGCAGCAAAUCGCUGGUCCCAGCCUUGAUCACCACAGGCGGCUACGGCAAUGCCAGGAAGAAGAGGGACGUCUCCAGCAGCUCUGACGUCACAGGGUACUGUGUGGAGUUCCAGCUGACCUCUCUGACCGCAGGGUGUCAGCACAGCUCAGAGCCACACACGCGGUGGAUGCAGUACCUGCGCGAGGGUCACCGGGUGUGCGUGGAGUGCCAGCCCCCCGCCCUCGCUGCCGGACAUCAGCACUGCUCCGGGGACGGAGGGGACGACGGGGAGGACAGAAAGCACUCGCUGCUGUGGCAGGCUGUGGGGAACUCCAGGUGCAGGGGGGCCUGGAAGCGCGUCAGGAGACUGGAAUCCUGCUCCUGCCCCACCAUUCACAGCUUCCUCUUCAUUUAAACACGUAUCUGUUG
Megalops cyprinoides (Indo-Pacific tarpon) is the source of this 812-nucleotide messenger RNA. Its product is annotated as somatomedin-B and thrombospondin type-1 domain-containing protein. The coding region runs from base 1 to 798 and encodes 265 amino acids. The record is from RefSeq and is a predicted model, not a curated record. NCBI's taxonomy places the organism in Eukaryota, Metazoa, Chordata, Actinopteri, Elopiformes, Megalopidae. The transcript is spliced from 5 exons.